This is a messenger RNA of Diplodia corticola, 561 nucleotides long. RefSeq lists its product as uncharacterized. Lineage: Eukaryota; Fungi; Ascomycota; Dothideomycetes; Botryosphaeriales; Botryosphaeriaceae. The transcript is spliced from 3 exons. The record is from RefSeq and is a predicted model, not a curated record. Bases 1 to 561 code for a protein of 186 amino acids.
AUGCGCUUUGCUUGGCAGCGCGCGAGGCUGGAUCAAGGUGUCGGUGGAAAUGAAUACGAAGAUACGGGCUCACCCGAAAACGGCGCCAAGCGAAUCACGGCCGGGGAUGCGCUAAAACGCCCAAGACAAGCGAGUCGUUGUUUCUUGCUUUUUCACGACUUGUCAGAGAUAAGAAAACCGGGGUCCUUGCCCUCGCCCGAGUCGUCCGCCGUUCGUACCAAGAACUCCCUUCCCCGUCUUGCGUCCCGCUGCCUGCAACAGCUUAUCUUUGCUGCCACUCUUUUUGAGAAGCCAUCAAUCACACUCGCUACCACACAACCCUCUCUACCAAAACAACCCCCUCGCCUUAGCCGCAUCAUCAUUUUCCUCCUCUACGAACCGUGUCAAUCAACAACAUCAACCACAAUGGAACUCUCCGGCAACGAAAUCUUCAUCGCUCUCUUCCUUGGCUUCGUCGGCAUCCUCGUCCUCGCCAUGAUCCUUAUCUACUUCCGCAAGAAGCACCUGAAGAAGGUCAACGAGCAGCUGCGCGCAAAGAGGGCCGCCAUGGAGGAGGCAUGA